GCUGGCUCUCAGAGCUUCCAACGUCUCCGCGGACCAGCGGCUGGGCCAGGCUUAGGGCUCAUUUGCCCCGCCCCGCUGCCCGCGCCUUCGCCAUCGCGGCGUCCACUUCCUGGCCCUCCCCACUUUUAGCGAAACCAACGAGAGAACACCGCCCACAUCUAGAGCAGCCCGACCAGGAGCGUAACCGAGGGGCGCGCAAACCUGAGAGGAAAGCCGUGGGCAGUUGCGCUUUCCCACCCCUGAGUCGUUCUAGACGCGGGAAAAAAUGCUUUCUGAAAGCAGUUCAUUUUUGAAGGGUGUGAUGCUGGGAAGCAUUUUCUGUGCCUUGAUCACUAUGCUAGGGCACGUUAGGAUUGGUUAUGGAAAUAGAAUGUUCCACCAUGAGCAUCAUCACCUACAAGCUCCUAACAAAGAAGAUAUCUUGAAAAUUUCAGAAAAUGAACGCAUGGAGCUCAGUAAGAGCUUUCGGGUAUACUGUAUCAUCCUUGUAAAACCCAAAGAUGUGAGUCUUUGGGCUGCAGUGAAGGAGACUUGGACAAAACACUGUGACAAAGCGGAGUUCUUCAGUUCUGAAAAUGUUAAAGUGUUUGAGUCAGUUAACAUGGAAACAGAUGACAUGUGGUUAAUGAUGAGAAAAGCUUACAAAUACGCCUUUGACAAAUACAGAGACCAGUACAACUGGUUCUUCCUUGCACGCCCCUCAACGUUUGCUAUUAUUGAAAACUUAAAGUAUUUUUUGUUAAAAAAGGAUCCAUCACAACCUUUCUAUCUAGGCCACACUGUAAAAUCUGGAGACCUUGAAUAUGUGAAUGUGGAAGGAGGAAUUGUCUUAAGUAUAGAAUCAAUGAAAAGACUUAACAGCCUUCUCAGUGUCCCUGAAAAGUGUCCUGAACAGGGAGGGAUGAUUUGGAAGAUAUCUGAAGAUAAGCAGCUAGCAGUCUGCCUGAAAUAUGCUGGAGUGUUUGCAGAAAAUGCAGAAGAUUCUGAAGGAAAAGAUGUAUUUAAUACCAAAUCUGUUGGGCUCUUUAUUAAAGAGGCAAUGACUAAUCAACCCAAUUUGGUAGUACAAGGAUGUUGUUCAGAUAUGGCUGUUACUUUUAAUGGACUGACUCCUAAUCAAAUGCAUGUGAUGAUGUAUGGGGUAUACCGUCUUAGGGCAUUUGGACAUAUUUUCAAUGAUGCAUUGGUUUUCUUACCUCCAAAUGGUUCUGACAAUGACUAGGAAGUAAAACAAGAGCAUGUAUGUGAUCACCUUAUAGGACACGUGUUGUCAUUAUUUGUAGUAACAAUUACGUAUCUAACACAGCAGUAUGUUUCUUUUUUCCUUUUCCAUUUGGUGACACUGGUUUAAUCACAUAUUAAAAUUUAGUAGUACACUUUUAAAUAUGGUGGGUUUUUUCCUUAAAACAUAUAUGAAAAUUUCAAACAUGCUGGAAGAAAUGUUUUAAGAAUAGUACUUUUGCAAAUAAAGCAUAUAUUUAUAAAUAUAUUUAUGUGAUAAAUUCUAAAUUAUGAACAUUAAAAUCUGUGGCACAUAUUUUUGCUGAUUGCUUAAAAUGUUAACGUCUUUUUGGCUAAGAUAGGCAAACAAAUCUGUAGUUGUGAACUUCUGAUUAAAGUAAAACUUUCAGCUGUGUUUCCAUUACUUCUAAUGUUGGUUUAUUUUCUAAGCCUCUGCAAGUGCCAGUGAAUUUGCUUUCUCAAACUACACAACCAAGCAACAAAGGAAAUUAUCUCAACCAGUGUAAAAAUGGAAGUUGGAAUCUAUCCUUGUGAGAAAAAAUCAUAAUUACUUGUAGAGUUUAAUAUUUCCUGGGAGCUAAUAUAAUGGCAUUCCUCAGCAUACACAAUUUCAGUGUAACUCCUGUGCUUCUCUAGGCAGAUAUUGAAGUUGGAGUGAAUGACUAUCAAGAAUGUAAUGUCAUUUAACUGUGUGGUUUCCCAGUUCAUCAAGCUCUCAGCUGUGACUCAGAUAAAACUAUAUCAGUUGAUAUUUAUAUAUUGCUUGGCAAAUGAGUUCUGUGGAAGUCUCCUUUAAAAAACUUGACCAUGUCUCAGCCUUUUGGCUAAGAUCGAGUGUGCGUAUUCUUACCACUUUAACAUCCAAUACAUCUCUCUCUGAGAACAAUGUAUUACAUGGAUUUUUGGAGCAGGGGGAUAGAACAGGAACUUGCCCCAUCCAUGCCUGCAUUAACCUGGUAUUAUGUUAUCUCUGGGAAUGGUGUGCCACCUCGGACAAAAAAAAAAAAGCUUUUGGCAAUCAGGCAGUUUCAUUUACCUGAGUUAGUUAAGUCCUUCCUGUUUUUGUUCACCUGUUAAAAUUUUGACAUUUUCCCUAUGUUUAUGUUUGCACAAUAUCCAACUGGUUUUGGUGUAGAAGGCUUAACCUCACUAUUCACCUUGGAUGACCAUAUCAUUUGCCUAAUUUCAGUGGCUACCCAGAAGCUUUAUCCAGUGGUAAAUACAAUAGCUCCUGUGCUUGUAAAUGUGUAAAAUACUUAGAGCUGACUUGUCCUAUAAUUGGGCCUUUUUCUGCUCUAUUAAGUUAGAUCUAUAAACACCUAUAGGGUGUGAGAUCAUGACAUUUUAGAGCUCAACAUUUCUUGUAAACUGGGCUCAUGAUGAUAAUGGUCUCCCACAGCUUUUGCAAACCAGAAAGAAUUUCCUCAAGAGGACCUUAGAUAUCAAAUUGUUGAUCAGAAUAGCAUGUAAAAACCAUUUGUUUUAAUUUAUCUAAUUUUCCUUAUUGGGGCUUUUGGGUUAAAAUGAAGCAUUAUUAAUUUUGAAAAAUAAUAAAACCACUUUAUCAGGCACCCUAAUAUGUGGUCUCAGAUGCAAAUUAUCACAUAUCAAAUCAUGUUCAGUGUGAUUCCAAUGAUAAAUAGUAUCUCAUUGACUGUAACACCCAGUCAAUGCUUCCAACACCACUAUGUUACAUUUCUACUAUAUCACCUUGAGUUAUGUAAGUGUAUCAAGGUAUAGUUGUAACAAAUAUAUCAGUGAAUGCAUUCCAUUGUUUGAUUUCCUAAUGGGUGCUAAGGUAACAAUUGCUUUUUAAACCAAAUUGAUGUUUUUUAUUAUAUUUUUAUACAUAAGUAUUUCUUUAUAAAAUGUUAGUUGUCUUAAAUAACAUGCUGUCUCUUUGAAUUUAUUUAUACCCAGUCUUGUAGAUAAAAUAUGAUUCUGUAACAUAGAAAAUAGUAUUACUGAGGUUAUCAUUACAUAUUUGCUCACCAUGCAUUCAACAGCCAAAAACUGUAAAUCUAACCCCAUUCUGUUACUUGUGGAGAGAAUGGGAAGAAUGAAAGUCUGAUGGAAAUUGAUCAUGAUAGUGAAUGUAUUUUACAUAUGUCUAGUGGCUACCAUGCUAGACAACACAGGUGUAAUGCAUUACAGAAGUGUGAGACCCACUGACUGAAAUGCAAAUGAUAAAAAAGUUGAAGUUUCUUCUAAAA
Messenger RNA from Phyllostomus discolor (pale spear-nosed bat), 3455 nucleotides. RefSeq names its product C1GALT1 specific chaperone 1 (gene C1GALT1C1). Lineage: Eukaryota; Metazoa; Chordata; Mammalia; Chiroptera; Phyllostomidae. The record is from RefSeq and is a predicted model, not a curated record. The transcript has 3 exons. Bases 266 to 1222 code for a protein of 318 amino acids. Gene Ontology annotation, molecular function: N-acetylgalactosaminide beta-1,3-galactosyltransferase activity.